Messenger RNA from Talaromyces amestolkiae, 2967 nucleotides. RefSeq lists its product as uncharacterized. The transcript has 3 exons. The coding region runs from base 1 to 2967 and encodes 988 amino acids. Gene Ontology annotation, molecular function: DNA binding; zinc ion binding; DNA-binding transcription factor activity. The record is from RefSeq and is a predicted model, not a curated record. Lineage: Eukaryota; Fungi; Ascomycota; Eurotiomycetes; Eurotiales; Trichocomaceae. Gene Ontology annotation, biological process: DNA-templated transcription; response to xenobiotic stimulus.
AUGAAGGGUGAAGAACUGGCGAUUUCUACUCAAAAGAACGUUCAAGAAACUCCAAUGACAGAUGAAGACAAGAAUUCGGGAGUGGCAGUCAGAGACGAGACCCCAACUUUUUCGCCUAAUAUCUCUUUCGAUACACAGGAAAACAAUGAGGUACUCCCACUCUCUGCAGCAAAUCUUAUCAGGAGCACAGAGAAGGGAGAGCAGCGUAUCCUAGCUAGAGUUGAAAACUCGCACAGUCUUCCCGGCCAUGAAAUGCGAGAAGUGAUCAUGACCAGAAGGAUCAAAAAAUGGCUCACCCAAACUGAUCCCCAAGAUUGCAAUGAAGAAACCGAGUCAGAUAGGAUUCGCAUCAGCGAUGGAAAGAUGGACGGCGGCGUCAAGAUUUGUCCAGAAGAGAACGUGCAGGAUCACACAGACGCUGCGAGCUCUAACCCCUACAUCAUAGAGCGCACCGAGAGAGUUGCCGCUGCAAAGGAAAGAAUUUCUAUUCUGAAACGGCGAAACAGAAUUCGACCUGGCAUUUUCCUUUUCUUGCGUCACGCCAUGCACAUCGAUGCAGAAGGAUUGGCAGGAGUCGUCAACUCGUACGUCCAAUGCUCAGCAUAUACUCUCGAAACGAAGCUUGUCUCCGUACACGACAUUUAUCAACGCAUCAACGACUCACGCAGCCAAGAACUCCCCUUCAUCGUUGCCAUAAAGCAAUCGGAAGAAAAAGACUUCGAUACCCGAGUACCGUGGGGCAGAAUUUUGGGGUUUGUGCGCCUCACCAACUUCCUACAAGGCCAAUCUUCGGUCUCAAACACUGCCCAAAUGGAGAUUAUUGUUGCUCAGAACAGCAAAGGUCAAAAGGUUGGCCGUUGUUUGAUGGACGCGAUGCUGACGAUUGCUGAUCCGAACUAUUCUCCCCAGGGAGGAUACCUGUUUGAAAGCAACAUCCCCAACGACACCAUGAUUAACGGUGCAUCCUGGAGCUGUCGCCCCUUGGACAAUAUCGUGGCGAUGAUGAGCCACCUGAAUCAGGAAAAAGCUAGAAGUCAUAUGGUUGAACAGUGGCUGAAGAAGGAGCACAAAUUCGCCCAGAAAGGUUAUCUGCCACACAUCGCUAUGAAAUUGGGACAGUUUGUGAAUAUCAGCAUUCUUGUCCGCGAGAUCUCAAACCCGACGCCCAAGGACAGUAGUACUGGUGCCGAGAACAACGCCACAAGUGUCAACGGAACCGCAUCAUCGCAAGCUGCUCCUGUUUCCACCAAGAGGAGGUUAUCAGCUGCUGGACUAGAUGGAGAUUUGCCAUCAUCGACAAUUGCAGCUCAGAAUAAGCCGAGGCUAGCGACAGGCUCUCGUGGCUUCGGAGAUGAAAUUGCAACCAUCAACAAAGACCGCGUCGCGGCGUCAGCAGCAAAUGGACUGAUGAUACCCUCCAAAUGCAGGUACAUCGGACGCCACUCGGCAGUCGCAUUUCCUCAAUGGCUAGGCAAGAAUCUACAAUCCAGAAGUCCGCCCAGAAUCCACUCCUUCGCAUACAACACCGGCAUCAGAAAAGAGCUUCCGUAUUCCGUCUCUUUUCAUAUCCAGGACUACAUCACCUGGGCUGAAGUGCAUGAUUCACUCGACAUCUACGCAACUGUAAUCGACCCCGUCUUUGGAUUUGUCGAUAUCGAAGAGUUACGACGCAAAAGUCACGACCACUGGAACGGCAAGGAUCAAGGAUGCUACUUUGAGGCCCUGAUUAGCGGUGUUAUAGGUCUUGCGUCGCUAUUCUCACAGGUACUCUGCGAAGUCCGAGAGUUGAGGGUCAUUCAACAUGCAAAGGAUAUCCUCGAUGAUCCAUUUGUGGUUCGAUACCCGCGUCUCGCGACGAUUCAAGCUUGGAUUUUGCGGGUUAUUUAUAUUCGCUCCACGAGUCGGCCUGGAGCAGCUUGGAUGUAUAGUUGUAUCAUGAUGCAUUUGUGUGAGGCGAUUGGCGUGUACAAAGAACGGGAAGCUCUCGAGGAUGUGGAAGGGAAUUACUCCCUGGCUCAUUUCAGGGAUAUGUGUGCGCGAGUCAUGAUGGUUGCGCGCUGUCUUCACCUCAUUAUCUCGUAUGAACAUGGCCGGUCAACGGUCGACGUCGGCCCUGUGCUCGAGCAUAACAUUAUCAAGCGCGGAGAGACAGACAUGACGCUUCAACUACACGCACUCGUCGACACUCUCCCGUCUGACGAUACCACGAUUAUCAGUAACCAAGACCAUCCCACGCGCAGACAAGAACUCAUCACUGCCCUUACAUCCCUAAUCUCAACCCCAACGACCCACGAAUUUUUGAGUCUUAUUAAAGCCGAUCUCUGCUUCUGCAUAUACAGACGCCUCCGCCUUCUGGAUCUAGGCAUUAAACAAGAGCAAAUCACCCAAAUAAUCCAAGCCGGCAAAACAGCCCUUCCAGCUUCCCGCAUUCUAAUAUUGAGGAAUCAUCCUUGGUGGAACACUGUGGGGACGGUGUUUCAAUUCAUCUGUGUCUUGUUGGCGAUUGAUUCUAGCGAAAGUUUGGCGACGAUACCGGAGGCCAUGGAGACCCUGGCGACGAUCACAAAGCAUCUAAAGACGCAUUUGGCGGAUGAGGCGUUGGGGACGGUGAGGGUUCUGGUGAGGUCUAUGACGGAGAAGAAGAGAAGGGAGGCAGCAGUCCUAGAAAAGACGACGAAUCCGGAGACUUAUGCUGCGCCUUCAACUACUAGUACGACGAAUACAGAGAACGAAAGGCAGAUAACUUCGGUGACGAAUGAUAAUCAUAAUGAGUCGGAUGUUAAUGGAAAUACAGCAGCAGCCGAGACGAAGCUAGGUGCUGUCCAGGAAGCAGAGAACCCCGUACCGCCGCAAGAUUUGAAUAGCCUUUUGGACUUUAUGGAUCCUCUCUGGAAUUGGGAUUCAUUCUUUGAGCCUCCCCUAGCGACGAUGCAGAGUGCGCCGUUCAGUGAAGGAAGUCUUCUUUGA